AUGAGGACUAUAUAUCUCUGCAAAAGUCUCAUCUCACUCUCUCUCAAUAAUUCUUCAUAUCUCAACAAAACACCAAUCUCUCUUUUCUCUCUCCUCUUCUCCUCUUCCUCUCCGAAAAGCCCCAAUGCGGUGGCUGAUUACUUGAUUGAGAGACACAAAAUUUCUCCUGAAACUGCUUCGAAAAUCUCUUCCUCUCCAAGAAGCCCCAGUCUGAAAAGGCCUGAAAAGAUCGAUUCGAUUCUGUCAUUUCUCGAGGAAAGUGGUUUUUCGGAUACCAAUCUCGAGCGUGUCAUCAAACACGCGCCUCACCUUCUCUCUGCAAAUCUUGAGCUUUCCAUCAAACCCAAAUUCAAGUUUUUUCAAGAAUUGGGUAUUUCUUCUAGCGAUAUUGUGAAAAUUGUUUCGUCUGACCCUCUGCUUCUAACUCGUAGCGUUGAUAGUCGGCUGGCCCCAUCGAUUUUAGCAUUGAAGAGUGUUUUGGGUUCGAAUAUGGAUGAUGUGUCUAGGGUUUUAAAGAGAUCCGGACAGUUUUCGAGGUAUGAUUUGGCGAAAACUAUGAUACCCAAUAUUGAAUUUAUUAUGAAGAGCUGCGGUAUGAGUUCGACACAAAUUACCCAGUAUGUGUAUAAAUGGCCAAGAUUAUUCAUGUAUAAACCGACGCAGAUGAGAGAAUAUGUGAAGAGGGUUGAUGAGAUGGGCAUUGACAGGAAGUCUAAGAUGUUUGUUCCUGGGAUUCAGGCUAUUCGUUCGAUGUCUAUAGAGAAUUGGGAAUUGAAAUUGGAGAUCUUUAAGAGUUUGGGAUUUUCCGAAGAUGACAUUCUUUCCGUUUUUAGGAGGGCGCCUUUGGUGUUCUCUCUGUCAGAGAGGAAAAUUAAUGAGAAAACUCGGCUUUUGCUUAGCACGGGCAAAUGUGAUAUCUCAUAUGUUGUUAAUUACCCAACCUUACUUACUUACAUUGUUGAGAAUAGGCUCAAGCCACGGCUAAGAGUUAUGGAUGUUUUGGAAAGCAGGAAUUUGCUUCUUCAAAAGCUGAGUUUGGUAACUGUAUGCAAGAUGCCUGAUAAGAAGUUCUUUGAGAAAUAUGUAGUCCCUCAUUCAAAUGAAGUCGGCGAAUUAUUUGUGGCACGUUGA
Messenger RNA from Cornus florida, 1131 nucleotides. Its product is annotated as transcription termination factor MTERF6, chloroplastic/mitochondrial-like. The transcript has a single exon. Gene Ontology annotation, cellular component: chloroplast. Gene Ontology annotation, molecular function: double-stranded DNA binding. The record is from RefSeq and is a predicted model, not a curated record. Gene Ontology annotation, biological process: regulation of DNA-templated transcription; chloroplast organization. NCBI's taxonomy places the organism in Eukaryota, Viridiplantae, Streptophyta, Magnoliopsida, Cornales, Cornaceae. Bases 1 to 1131 code for a protein of 376 amino acids.